AUGUCGGGCUGGCCGGUCACUUCGCUUCAGUCGGAUCGAGCCAUGGCUUCCAGCACUUCGGCGGCACCCACGCCUUCGCCAACGCACCAUGAAGACAAGGACAAUAACAGCGGGCCUACCAGCUCGCCAUUGCUCUUCUUCGUUGCGCUCGGAUUUGGCGUGGUAUUCACAAACUUAUGGAUCAUCGUGGGCGUAAAAUACUGCUUCCGAUACAAUGCGCGUGCCAGGCGCGCCCAGGCGAUGGGGGAGAAUGCGGACCAAAUCGACCUCGCAGCAAUGGGCCCGCAACAGCGGAGAAGAAGGCGGGAGAAGAAGCUCAUGCCGCUGGAGGAAGUGAACGAGCGGUUUCCACAGAUGAAGUACAAGAUAUGGCGAUCGACACGCGAAGCAGAAGGACUACCGGCGGCUGGAGGUGUUACAGCGCCACCGAGUCGCGCGGGCAGUAUCAAGGGCGAGACAGGCACGAUAGGUGGCGACACGAGGAAUUCAUCCGAGACGCAGCGACCGGUGACUGCACUGGAGGUUGCGCAGCAGGAUCAUGUCGAUGCGACCACGUCGACACAUCGACCGACGACGCCAGAUGCGACGCAAGGUGCUGCAGAUCCCAGCCACGAGACCGAGAAGGCGUCUGAGGACACAUCGCGGCGGGCUGACGAUGCGACCGACUCAUCUGCUAGUCCAUCUUCUCCGCCUCCGCUCAACCGCAAUGCUUCUGUGGUGACAAUAGAGGAGGAAGAAGACGAGGACGACCCAAUCCGGACGGCAGCACCGCCAGAGAUGCUCGCCGCACCAGGCGAUACUUGUGCAAUCUGCCUCGACACCCUCGAAGACGAAGACGAAGUACGCGGACUGACUUGCGGCCACGCCUUCCACGCCGCAUGCGUCGAUCCCUGGCUCACUGGACGCCGGGCUUGCUGCCCGCUCUGCAAAGCGGACUACUACAUCCCUAAGCCUAGGGCCGACGGAACAACGGACGGUGCCGAUGCCAGUGGAAGGAGAGGGCCAACUGCGCCACCUCCAGUAUGGAUUGGCGGUAGAGCAGGCAUGGCGUUCGGACGGCCAAGGUUACUCUUCGCCAAUCCACGAUUCUUCGUGCAAGAAGAUGCGUCAAGAGGGAGCCCAUGGGCAUCAACGAUGUCUACCCGAGCAGCGCGACGCAGUAGGCGAGAUCAGAAUGACGGAACAGCGACUCAGGACUUUGCAGCAGCCCAGCCACAGGAGGGAGCCGAUGGGAACAGCGGGUGGCGAAGUCGACUGCCAGCCAUGCGGAUGCCGCGGUUCGGCCGGCGAGGGCAGGAAUCGAAUGGUGAGCAGACUACAGAGCAAACCAACGACACCACACCCGGCGAUCUCGAAGCUGGCGCACGAAGAUGA
Molecule: messenger RNA, 1374 nt
Organism: Saxophila tyrrhenica
Lineage: Eukaryota; Fungi; Ascomycota; Dothideomycetes; Mycosphaerellales; Extremaceae
Exons: 2
Coding region: 1-1374 (457 amino acids)
Biological process (GO): ubiquitin-dependent protein catabolic process
Molecular function (GO): ubiquitin protein ligase activity
Source: RefSeq, a predicted model, not a curated record